AUGGCGCUGGUGAUGGAGCCGGUGAGCAAAUGGAGCGCGAGCCAGGUGGUGGACUGGAUGAAAGGUCUGGACGACUGCCUGCAGCAGUACGUGUGUGUGUUCGAGCGCGGAGGUGUGUGUGGCGAGAGGCUGCUGAGGAUCAGCCACGCCGAGCUGGAGGAGCUGGGCGUGUCCCGCAUCGGACACCAGGAGCUCAUCCUGGAGGCCGUGGACUUGCUCUGCGCUCUGAACUCGGGUCUGGAGACGGAGAGCGUGCGGACUCUGGCUCACAAACUCGGCGCCUCGGCCAAGAACCUGCAGAACUUCAUAUCCGGGCGGCGGCGCAGCAGCCAAUCGGAGAGCAGGUCCUCUCGCCGGCUGCCCAACGACCUCCUGACCUCCGUGGUCGACCUCAUCACCGCCGCCAAGAGCCUGCUGGCCUGGCUGGACAGGUCUCCCUUUGCUGCAGUGGCAGACUACUCAGUAACCAGAAAUAAUGUCAUCCAGCUCUGCCUGGAGCUCACCACCAUCGUACAGCAGGACUGUACGGUGUUUGAGACGGAGAACAAGAUCCUUCAUGUGUGCAAGACUCUGUCGGAGGUGUGUGAGCACAUCGUGUGUGUGUCGUCCGACCCGCUGGUUUCUCAGUCGGCGCACCUGGAGCUGGUUCACCUGACCAGCAUCAAGCCCUCUGAAGGCCUGGGGAUGUACAUCAAGUCGACCUACGACGGCCUCCACGUGAUCACGGGGACCACAGAGGGGUCGCCGGCGGACCGCUGCAAGAAGAUCCACGCGGGAGACGAGGUCAUACAGGUCAACCACCAGACUGUGGUGGGCUGGCAGCUACGUAACCUGGUGGGCUCGCUGAGGGCCGACAAAGGCGUGGUGUCCCUGACCCUGAAGAAGCGUCCGCAGAGCACGCUAAGCUCCGCCCCCGCUCUGCUGAAGAACAUGCGCUGGAAGCCCCUCGCUCUGCAGCCAACCAGAAGCCCGGGCAGCAGUUCGGCCACGCCCUCGGGCACGCCCACCAAGAGCUCCGCCAUCCAGGACCUCUACAUCCCCCCUCCGCCCGCCGAGCCGUACACACCCAGAGACGAGACGGGAACCCUGCCGGGAGAUGAGGGCGGCGGGCGUAGUCACGGCGGCGUCGGCGUUGGCGUCGGCGUCGCCAAGCGCUCCGAGUCGCCGAACUCCUUCCUGGAUCAAGAGUCUCACCGGCGAGAAGAGGAGGAGCCUGUGUACUGCACCACGCCCACUUAUGGCAGGCUGAGGCCCAUCUCCAUGCCCGUGGAGUGCAGCUGGGUGGGCGACUACGAAGAGCCAGCCAAGCUGAACAGAGAGAGCCGCAGAGAGGCCUCGCUGAUGCGUUACGUGGGACUGUCCGGCGUGAGCGAGAGGACCGCCUGCGACGACUACUCGUCCCACACGGCUCGCCCGGGGAAACGGACCAACGACACGGCCAAGCGCGCCAAGAGGCGGAGCCACCACAGCCAAAGCCCCUCCCACUACGUCCUCCAGACGAAUCAGAGGGAUUCUCCGCCGAGAGACCCCGCCUCCAUUUAUCACACAUACCAACAGUCCUCAUCUCUGCAGUCAAAGAACAGGAAGAAGAAUCGAGGACGGAGUCUGGCCUCGCUGAGCCGGAGGCGUGUGUCCUGCAAGGCGCUGGGCCGAGGAGACUGCGAGGGCUGGCUGUGGAGAAAGAGAGACGCCAAGGGCUACUUCUCUCAGAAGUGGAAGAAGUACUGGUUCGUCCUGAAGGACAACUGCCUGUACUGGUACAUCAACGAGGAGGACGAGAAGGCCGAGGGCUUCGUCAGUCUUCCGGAGUUUAAGAUCGACCGGGCCAGCGAAUGUCGCAAGAAGUAUGCUUUCAAAGCAUGUCACCCCAAGGUCAAGAGUUUCUACUUCGCAGCGGACGGAGUGGAUGACAUGAACAGAUGGCUGAGUCGCCUCAACAUGGCCGCCGUGGGCUACGCGGAGCGAGAGAGGAUACGCCAGGAGCAAGAUUACUGGAGUGAGAGUGAACACGAGGAGGACGCCACCUCCAGCCCCAAACAGGACAGUCCCCCACCUCCGUAUGAUACCUACCCACGGCCUCCAUCGAUGACUGCCUACCUGGAGGGCCGGACCACUCGACUGUCGUCCACGGAGACGUCGCGUUCCCGUUCCUCCCAGGAGGACUUCCUGUGCGGCGAGGCCCCGGCGGUGGCGGCGGCGGCCGCGGAGCCGCAGUACCACCCCGGUCCUCUCGGGGGCGGCGGCGGCGGCACCGCGCACAGCGGGAGGAAGCCGGGGGGCAGCAGCAGCAGCGACGUGCAGUACAGAUGCGACGGCGUAGAGUACCGGUCCAGUCCUGCAGGGGGCAGCAGCGAGACGGGGUCUCCGGGCCGCUCUUCCUCGUCUCAGAGACGUUCCUGGCAGGACCUGAUUGAGACGCCGCUGACUGAGGCCGGACUGCACUACCUGCAGACCGGACCGCUGGAGGACGCCGUCUUCGCCGAGCCCGGUCCGGGCGGCGGCGUUUCCAUGAUGGCCGGCGCCGUGUACACGCUCCCCGCGCAGAGGAACGUCCCGUUGCCCGUGGCGAUGCAGAGGCUCAUCCCCAUGGCAACCCAGGGAGGGAAACCCCGCAGCUUCACGCUGCCGCGAGACAGCAACCUGCACACGAUGCUGUCGGCCCCACCGAAGGAAGAAACGCAGACGCACAACGGUGGCAGCGAGGGCGCUUCCCUGGGCGACCUGUUUCGGGCGUGCGAGCAGGGCGGCGUGUGCCCUCUGGGUCGCGGGUCGGACGCCAAAGGUCAGUCCGAGUGCAGGCAGUCGUUCCUCCGGCGGGCCGCCGACCCCCAGCUCAACGAGCGGCUGCACCGCCUCCGCAUCCUGACCUCCACGCUGAAGGACAGGGAGGGGGAGCUAGCGCUGAUUGACAGGCUGCUGGCCAAUCCCCAGCUGUCGUCGGCAGACUUCCGGGAGUGGAAAAGAGCCUAUCGGGAGCUGUUCUCUCAGGAGCCAGACUCCACCGCGGAGUCAGACCCCGGCCCGCCCCUCACCCCCUCGCUCUCUCACACGCACUCCUACAUCGAGACCCACGUGUGA
Molecule: messenger RNA, 3078 nt
Organism: Cyclopterus lumpus (lumpfish)
Lineage: Eukaryota; Metazoa; Chordata; Actinopteri; Perciformes; Cyclopteridae
Gene: cnksr2a
Product: connector enhancer of kinase suppressor of Ras 2a
Exons: 24
Coding region: 1-3078 (1025 amino acids)
Biological process (GO): regulation of signal transduction
Cellular component (GO): cytoplasm; membrane
Molecular function (GO): protein binding
Source: RefSeq, a predicted model, not a curated record